CGAAAAGUAUCGAUAUAUAUGUUCAUGAAUUGCCGUCAGAUGGAGGUAUAGAGAGUUUUCAUUGGAACUAGUGCAGAAUUUUUUAUCCACAGUUCAAAGAACCGCAUAUUUGUGUCAAUAGUUUUUAAUUUGCAAUCAUACAGUGAUUAUUUAAAUUGUUUUUUAACGCAUAAACAAUGUUGAUCAAAGUGAAGACUCUUACCGGAAAGGAGAUUGAAAUAGAUAUAGAACCUACAGAUAAGGUAGAAAGGAUCAAGGAAAGAGUGGAAGAAAAGGAAGGAAUACCGCCGCAACAACAACGAUUGAUAUUUUCUGGAAAGCAAAUGAAUGACGAAAAAACGGCGCAGGAUUAUAAAGUUCAAGGUGGAUCAGUAUUGCAUUUGGUACUCGCAUUAAGGGGGGGCUUAUAAUUAUGACAUUCCUUGUUUUGGAAUGUAUGUGUGUGUGUGUGUGAAUAUUACAGAUUGUACAAGAUCAACUACAAAUAUAAUAGGAUGCUUUCCAAUGUUACAUUCGCUGCGCUGUGUUACAUUACAAGGACUUGUAAUCGUCUUUGUUUCUCUAUUUGAUUGAACAGUUACAUUUAGAGAAUGUGAAAUAAAUAUUUAAUAAAAUAAUUUAGUUAUA
Messenger RNA from Apis laboriosa (Himalayan honeybee), 627 nucleotides. RefSeq names its product NEDD8 (gene Nedd8). The record is from RefSeq and is a predicted model, not a curated record. The transcript is spliced from 4 exons. Gene Ontology annotation, molecular function: ubiquitin protein ligase binding; protein tag activity. Lineage: Eukaryota; Metazoa; Arthropoda; Insecta; Hymenoptera; Apidae. Gene Ontology annotation, biological process: modification-dependent protein catabolic process; protein neddylation; regulation of proteolysis. Bases 177 to 410 code for a protein of 77 amino acids. Gene Ontology annotation, cellular component: cytoplasm; nucleus.